AUGCUCUUCCUUCUUUCCAUCUCCCUACUGGUCCUACUAUUGGCUGCUUUUGCUCUCUCAGCUUUUUAUCGCUAUCGACAUGAUAUCGCUCCAAAAGGAAAAUGUAUUGUUGUUUCAGGUGCUGCAAGUGGAAUUGGAGAAGCGUUAGUUAGGAAGUUGUUAUCUCAUCAGUGUCGAGUGAUUGCUGUGGAUUGCAACGAACAUCUCCUCGCUCAACGUCAACAAGAGUACAUGGACAAGGGUCUAUUAAGCAGCAAGGAUGAUGAAACCUAUCGAUAUUUUACAUUCGAUCUGUCAACUACCACAGUUCAAGACAUUCAAAAACGACUCUUCAUUGAUUCUGAACAAUCUGUCCGUCGAAUUGAUGCGCUCGUUAAUUGUGCAGGAAUCUCGUACCCCAGAGAUGGCUUGUACACUUCUCUCAUUGAACAACAAGAAGAUGUGUUUGAGAAAAUGUUAGCCACCAAUGUUGUUGGACAUUUGAAAAUGACAAAGGCCGUUUUCCCUCAUCUCCUCUCUCGUCUGAAUGGAUAUGACGAUGGUCAAUCUGUUAUAAUGAAUGUAGCUUCUCCAGCAGGUGUAUUAAUUCCUCCCUAUUUGGGAACCCCAUAUGGAGUGACAAAGGCAGCGUUGAUUAGUUGGAAUGAUGGCAUUCGAAGAGAAUUGCAUUCCACUGGAAUUGACGUCUGUUGUGUGUAUCCUGGAUUUACCAAAACUGGAAUGGCAUUUAAGGGGAAUAUUGAUUCAUCCUCUAAGUUUUCACACGAAAUUGAGAAUUGUCAGAAAGCCUUUGGUAAAAUUAUGGAUAAAUUUGGACAAGAUGCAGAGGAAGUGGCUUGCGUCAUGUUCACCAAUUUAUUCUCCUCGAAUCGUGGCAAACAUGUCUACAUUGAUUCCAACGGAAAGAGUUUCAUUUGGCCCUUGCUUGCUGCUGUGCAAUGUUUGUGUCCAGGUGUGAUUGAUUUUUUGUUAUUGAAAUUGGCGUCAUUCAAGUAG
This is a messenger RNA of Naegleria lovaniensis, 996 nucleotides long. RefSeq lists its product as uncharacterized. NCBI's taxonomy places the organism in Eukaryota, Heterolobosea, Eutetramitea, Acrasida, Naegleriidae. The record is from RefSeq and is a predicted model, not a curated record. Gene Ontology annotation, cellular component: membrane. The transcript has a single exon. The coding region runs from base 1 to 996 and encodes 331 amino acids. Gene Ontology annotation, molecular function: oxidoreductase activity.